Molecule: messenger RNA, 1926 nt
Organism: Microdochium trichocladiopsis
Lineage: Eukaryota; Fungi; Ascomycota; Sordariomycetes; Xylariales; Microdochiaceae
Product: cytochrome P450
Exons: 4
Coding region: 79-1758 (559 amino acids)
Molecular function (GO): monooxygenase activity; oxidoreductase activity, acting on paired donors, with incorporation or reduction of molecular oxygen; iron ion binding
Source: RefSeq, a predicted model, not a curated record
CGCUGGAGAGACCCGACGCUUGUUCAUUCUCCGCGACAACUCGACCGCCAGGACCUGACCACGACACAACAUAGCAACAUGGUCCUGUUUGACGAUCCCGCGGUGGCCCUACCCCUCGUGGGCGUUGCUGCCGCCACCGCCAUCGCGUACCUUGGCUCCCGCGUGUACGCCCGGCGCCGCUUCUACCGCGACCUGCCGGGCCCGCCGCACUCGAUGCUCUGGGGUCAUCUGAAGCUGAUUGGCGACUACACGUCGCGGAUGCCCCCGGGCGGCUUCCUCCAGCAGGCCCUCACGCAGAUGAAGCACGACUAUGGCCUGCCCGACGUCUUCUACCUCGACAUGUGGCCUAUCCUGAACGGCAUCAUAUGUCUUACCGGCGCCGACGCUGUCGCGUACCCGACUACUGCCAACGUCUGGGGCCAGCCCGACUUCCUCCCGAGCUUCUACAAAGACAUCACAGGGCCGACCUUUAUCGAGAUUAACAAUGGGCCCUUCUGGAAGGAUCUGCACCAGCGGAUGGCGCCCUCCCUCACGCCCACCGCCAUCAAGCCCUACUUCCCCGCCCUCGUGACUGCGGCUGUCGCCCUGCGCGACGACCUCGCACGGCACUCCGGCCCUGACGCCGCGGCGAUCCGCUUCCAGGAUGCCAUUGGGCGGUUUCCGUUCCAGAUUCUCAGCCAGGUCACGCUGGGCCCUGACGGGCUCAGCGAGGACUUGUACCAGGAGGCCAUGCGGCUCGUGGAGCUGCACGCCCGGGCGCAGGUCCCGGGCGCGCUGAUACUGCCGUGGAAGCGGCGGGGUCACAAGCGCGAGCUCGGGGCCUGUGUGGGCAAGAUCCACGCCGAGGCGCUCAGGCAGGCGCGCGCUCGCUUCGAGGAGCUGCAGGCCGACAAGGCGGCCGCGACGUCGCGGUUCCUGGACCGCAUGCUGCUGCCGAGGGUGCAGCAGGGCCUGCCGCUCGACGCGGCGCUCGAGGAGAUGUGUGUGGCAAACAUCACGGGGCUCAUCAUCGCCGGAUAUGGCACCACGACAGACACAACCACUUACAUCUGGCUGCUCCUGCAAGCCCACCCCGAGAUCCUGGAGAAGCUCCGCGCCGAGCACGACCGUGUAUUUGGCAAGGACCUGGAUACGACGGUCGCAAAGCUACUCAAGGAUCCAGGCCUGCUCAACAGCUUGCCCUACACCACGGCCGUCAUCCAGGAGACCCUCCGCCUGUUCCCCAUCGCCUUUAGUGUCCGGCAGGCGCCGCCCGAGCUGAAAUCCAUCACCAUCAACAAUCAAGAAUACCCGCUCCUCCCGGACCACAUUGCCGGCAUCAUCUCGCACGCGGCGCACUACAACGAGGAGUACUUCCCCGAGCCCGCCCGGUUCCUGCCGGACCGCUUCCUCGACGAGGAGGCCCUCGCCAGGCAGCCCCGCCACGCGUACCGCCCGUUCGAGCGCGGGCCCCGGGCGUGCAUCGGCCAGGCCCUCGCCAUGGACGAGAUGAAGGUGCAGCUCCUGGUGCUGGCGCGGUCGUUUGACAUGGAGCUCCAGCGUGACGAGACUGCCUUUUCCAGGUCAACGAGAGGGGAGCGCGGCGCCGGCGGCGGGGAGGGGUCGAAACCUGAGGAAGAAUCGCCGGCGCCGGCGUUUGCGCACGCUGCUGACCUCGAGCGGAUGCUGGGGAAGCACUUCUUUCAAGUCUCGGCGUUCACGGCUACGCCGGCGGGGCCGGUUAUGAUGAAGAUUCGGCCUAGGGAAAAGAAGGAGUAAUGGCAUCGUAGGAUGUAUAGAUAUGGUGUAUGAGAAGCUCUAACACGGAUACCAGCGCACUCUCAAGUAUACUGGGCACCCGCUUGUACGUGUUUGAUAUACAGACCAUCACCCCGGCAGCUUACGCUUGGGGAACAUGAAAUAGAUGCCAAUCAGGCCUGGAGCGGA